Capsaspora owczarzaki ATCC 30864 is the source of this 429-nucleotide messenger RNA. RefSeq lists its product as hypothetical. NCBI's taxonomy places the organism in Eukaryota, Filasterea, Ministeriida, Capsasporidae. The record is from RefSeq and is a predicted model, not a curated record. The coding region runs from base 1 to 429 and encodes 142 amino acids. The transcript is spliced from 2 exons.
AUGCUGUCAGGUCGGCUGGUGACAACUGUCGCGUUUUUGGUGCUUGCGGCGCUUGUCCACAACUCUUCCGGUGCGUACCAAAUCCGCAACUUGCACUUCCUAUCUCCGACGCAGAACACUGCAGUAUCUUGCACAUCAUCAUCCACUCAGCUUGACAGUGUUGAUGCGAUUACUCAUCCCACCCCGCACCCAAACCCACCGCACCCAACCUCAUUCCACUCGACUCCAACCAUCCCGAUCACCACCAUCCCGACCACCUUCACUUCCACAACCAUCUUUAUCACUGUCAUCACUGCCGUCCCUGACGCGAUCUAUUGCGACUGUCCUGUGAAUCGUUUCACGAUCAAGACAACACUCGACAAAGCGACCACUCCGGAACGCCCAGCACCAGUGCAAUCAGAUACCAAGACGAGCCUGUUGGAGCUUUGA